Messenger RNA from Lycium barbarum (goji berry), 1143 nucleotides. RefSeq names its product probable glutathione S-transferase. The record is from RefSeq and is a predicted model, not a curated record. The coding region runs from base 66 to 743 and encodes 225 amino acids. Lineage: Eukaryota; Viridiplantae; Streptophyta; Magnoliopsida; Solanales; Solanaceae. The transcript has 2 exons. Gene Ontology annotation, molecular function: glutathione transferase activity. Gene Ontology annotation, biological process: glutathione metabolic process. Gene Ontology annotation, cellular component: cytoplasm.
GGGAGAACUACCACAUAAAAUUCUUCAAUAUAGUAAAGCAAAAAACAGAGAACCAAAGUUGAGAGAUGGCAGACGUGAAGUUGCUUGGUCUAUGGUAUAGCCCAUUUACUCACAGAGUUGAGUGGGCUCUAAAGAUUAAGUGUGUGGAAUAUGAAUAUAUAAAUGAAAAUCUAAGAAAAAAGAGCCCUCUGCUUCUUGAAUCCAACCCUAUCCACAGGAAAGUCCCUGUUCUCAUUCACAAUGGCAAGCCUAUUUUUGAAUCUAUGGUUAUUGUUGAAUACAUUGAUGAGACAUUUGAAGGCCCUUCCAUCUUGCCUAAAGAUCCUUAUGACCGUGCUUUAGCUCGUUUCUGGGCUAAGUUCCUUGAUGAUAAGGCGGAAGCGGUGAUUAAUUCUUUCUUUCGCAAAAAAGGAGAGGAGCAAGAGAAAUGUAAAGAGGAAGUUUGUGAAAUGCUGAAAGUUAUUGGCAACGAGCUCAAGAAUAGAAAGUUCUUUGUGAGUGACAAAUUUGGAUUUGCUGAUAUUGCUGCAAAUGUUGUGGGACUUUGGCUAGGAGUUUUUGAAGAAGUCUCUAGAGUGGUUUUGGUUACAAGAGAAAAAUUCCCAAAUUUUUGUGCUUGGAGGGAUGAAUACAUUAACUGCACACAAAAUAAGAAAUAUCUACCUCCAAGAGAUGAAUUAUUAAUUCCGCAUCUCAAACCUCGCUUUCAAGCUGCAACUGCUCCCAAACGACCACCUGCUUAAUCAUCUUUUCAAGUUUCGACAUUUUUGUGUGUCAACUGUUGGGUAUAUACCAUUAACUAUGCGUUUAGACAUGGUAUAUUAUAAUAAUUGUCAUGGUUAAAAGUCUAAGAGGGAGGUUGUUGGAUAUAUACUAUUAAUCAUGUGUUUGGAUAUAGUAUUUAUUAUAAGACAAAUAUUUAUUCAUUGUUUAAUAAAGAAUUAAAUAGAUCAUGUACUAGUAUGUGUGUCCUUUACUUAUAUAGUAGAUGAUUUAGUGUAUAGAGUUUACCUUAUACACGGAAGAUUAAAUCAUCGGUUCUUAUAAGUAUAAAAUUUAUGUUCACAAUCUAAGAUGGAAAUUAGACAAAGCUAUGAUUGUAGCCCAAGAUUAAUAUAAUGUAUCUUCAUUAUGAGAACGGUA